AAUUAUUUCAAUGGUCCUCACCCCCACCUGGGAGAUUUUUAAUUCAAGGCAUUCACUCUAUUCAGCUCUUCUCUUAUUUCCUAAAUCCAUGGCCAUUCCAUCCUUUCCACUUCCUCCUUCUCGCUGCUGUGGAUUGUUUAUCUUGAUGAAUAGAGCUAUUCUAGUUACGGCCUGCCAGGUCUUUUCUCUUUUCACCUCCACACAAAUCAUCAUAGAAUGUUGGAAAGCUUCAGAACAGAGCUGAGCGCUUCGGAACCUUUUAUACACAGAGACAGCAUGACAAUGUCUAUGUGUCAAGUGAUGUGGACAAUACACUGAGAGACUGUGUUUGUCACCGAUAUUUCCAACAAAAUAUGGGUCAUUUUCUAAUGCAUGGAGUGUCUUGAGUUCUAUUAUUUGAGCUGCGUAAUCACAUCCCUUCCUGAGGGGAGACCGGCCAGUGUGUGACUUGACUCCAUGUGCUGUGAGAGUGAAGAGCACAGCAAAUCACUUCAGUCUCAUCAUCAUGUCGUUUUCUACUGGGAGCACCUGGAGCUAUCGCGGCACUGCCUCUUCUAGGACCAUGAACCAGUAUAGUAGUGAGUCUAAUGGACCUGGCCCUUACAUGGGAAACAGCCGCAUGCCGCCAAUGAACUACAACCAGAGUAACAGCUUGGACAUGGCGUAUCAUCAGGGAGGCUGUAUGCCGUACAACAACCAAGGCACCUACAACAACCAGUAUAUGCCACCCAGCCAGUACCCACCAAGCAGUUAUGGCAGCUCCUAUCCAAAUCAUAUGUAUGGGCCAAUGAAUCAUCAAGCAAAUGCACCAAUGCCUAUGCCUGGGCCAGGACCGGGGCCAUAUCCAAAUUCGUGUCCACCACCUGCCAUGCAGGCUCCUCCCCCUCAAUCGAUGAACGAUAACUUAUAUCCAGCGAGUGGGAGCGAUCCUACUAUGCUGCCUCCGUAUCCGAACGGGCAACCACAGACUAUGGGUUACUUCAGUAGUAUGAUAAACAGUCCUCUUCCAGCAUCCCCGCAUCAGAUGCAGGGGAGUAGUCCAGUACCGGCACCGACACCGACACCUCCAGUCAGACUUCCAGGACAGUUUGCGUAUCCUGGUGCAUCUCCAUUACACCCACAAAGUCGGACAUCUCCGAUAAGUCCAAUGAUGGUUCGCAGCCCCGCAUCCGUUCAUAGCAAUCAUAGUAUUCCUAGUUCAAGCCCUGGACCCAUCUCCAGUCCUGUCCAGGGAGUCAAGUCACCACUUUCUAUCAAUUCCAGUGGUAUGAUGUCUCCAAAUAGUAAUCAGUCGUUGCGGUCACCCAAUCAACCAAUGAGAUCUCCACAUGCAAAUCAUCCAUUAAAUUCACCCAAUCAUAUGAAUCAAUCCAUGACGCCAUCACCACAAACACAUGCCAUGAUGUCACCAAAUCACCAGGGUCACUUUUCACCACCGGCGUCUGUGACGCCCGGCGGUAUGACUAUGAGUUCAUCUUCCAAUACAUCCCAUAGUAACGGUCCACUACAAUCUUUACAAAAAUUAGUCAUGCAGCCGGAAAAGCGUGUUGUCGAUCCCAAAAGUGUUGUGGGGGACAAUGGACUAGAUGGGGGAACACGAUGUUUAGAUGGUCGACAUUGUAGCACAGACAGUGAAAUGAACAACAUUGAUAUGUGUGGUCGAAAUGAACUAGGCGAGGCCGAGUGUCGUCCAUCACAUAUUCCUCCAGGUCAGGAGAGUGUCCAUGACAAAAUGAUGAAAAUAGAACAGUAUUCUCCAGGAAGAUUUUCCAAUAGGUGUUCAGAAAGUAGUGGUUCGCCAAGGCGAUUGUCUGAAGACUGUCAUAUGAGGAGUCCGCAGAGGUUAGUUGGGCGGCGCAAAUCUGACCGUAUGUCGACAGGUAGCCAUCCUGAUUCACGGCACAGUGUUGAGGGGGAGAGCGAUAGGGAAUCGGCUGGGCGGAGUCGGAAAAAUUCUGGACGAUCCUUAUGUGGGGAGAUUGACGUGACGAAUCCGGCUCCGCAGAUAAAAAGUGAUUGUCCGGAUGGGCCUUCAGAACAUGAAUCUGCAGUGACGCAGCGGACUAAUUCUGAUUCUGAGGAAGUCAUUGUGGAUUCACCGAUGGUGAAAGUGGAAAUUGACGAUCCUAACACGCCCAUUCCUGGCGGUAGUGGUGAAACGCCAAAAAAGAAACGUGGUCGACCUUUUGGGAGUAAAACUAAGGUUAGAAAAGACACAAAGGAAAAAGAUAAGGAGGCAGUGAAAGGUAAAAAGGGUAGGCAGAAAAAACUAAUACCGCCUGAUAGCGUUGAGAAAAAGCCAUUUGUGGGUCCAACUUUGAAACUUGAUGGUCCAAAAGACAAACCUACUUGGACUAUUGUGAACCACCGACAAACUGAGUAUGAGAAAGUUGAAAAUAAAAAGAAACAAUCUCGCCCAGAGAAAAAAGAACGGAGUGUUUCACAGGCACUGUUACCAGAUAUGCCAUUAACUAAUGCACCGUGGGUAUGCUGCUUCUGUGGGCGAGGAAGCACAUACCAAAGACUAGGUGAUUUAUUUGGACCUUAUUUCAUCGAAGGAUUUAAACCACCUGUAGUCAGAUCUGAAAAACGCAUCACCUCACCAAAGAUUUCAGGCCCAGUACGACCAAAGAAACGAAAGUCCUGGGAGGAUGACGACAGUGAAAUCUUCCUUUAUGACCAUCCUAAGCAGAAAAAGAAGAGAGCUUCCACGGACGGUAAAAGUCCUAAAGACUCUGAUAAGAAAGGAGGUAGCACGAGUUCUGGUGCUAAGGACAGUAAGCCUGACUCUGGUGAAGCUUGGGUGCAUGAGGAAUGUGCUGCAUGGGCUCAAGGUGUCUACAUGGUCGGGAGCAAGCUGCAGGGACUAGCAGAGGCAGCCAAGAUAGCAAUUCAAACAACUUGUUCAGGCUGCAAGAACCAUGGUGCUUCUAUCGGUUGCUUACAAAAAGGCUGCAACCAGAAAUACCACUAUCUCUGUGCUGUCGAUAAAGAUUGCCUGAUGAAUGAAGAUAAUUUCUCCCUCUUUUGUCCAAAGCACAAGAAUAAGAAGAUCAAAAUGAUUGGAUCUUUUGAAAAGGGAACCUGAUCAAAGGGCUAAAUGUCACGGAAUAUUGCAUUUGGCAGGAGAGAUCUUGCUCUGGGCGUUAGCAAUUGGUGAACGAACCGGGAGAUAGACAUGAUACUGCUUAGACAAUAACCCAGUUACAGGCUUGGAGAGAUUCUCCAGUAAUCGUUCCUACCCGCACUGAUGAGACAUAUCAAGGGGAUACUUCAUUCUCACCUUGGUUUCUAGAACUUCAUGUAUAGCUUGGGUAUCAUGUGUGUUGCGAAAGAGAUUCCCAAAUGGACUUUCUGAUGUUUUUUGCACAUAAGAAUAUUUCCCCUCUGGUCUCUUUUGAUCACUAAGAUAUUUGAAGGACUCGCCAAUGUGUCAUACUUUAGCUUCCAAUCAACAAUCUGUUUAAGAUAACUUUUUGUAGUCCUAAUGAACUGAUUUAGAAGCUUCAUGUUAUUACAGUGCCAUGUUCUAAACAACAACAGAAAAAUAGGCAACCAGCUAAACUUCAUAUUUGUGGUACGAUGCUGUUUAAAACGACAUGAUACAUGAAUAUGAUACACUGUCGGACUCCUCGUGUAUAGAUUGUUUUUUGGUUAUUUUUUUGGUGUUACCAAGACAUCUUGGCUUUAGUUUAAGUUUGUUGACUUUUCUGAAAGUUUUAAAUGAAUUGAACGUAAUAGGAGAACAGACAAGUUUCUUAUCCGAAAUGUUAUGAGUUUAAGCAUUCAACCUCGUCAUCAAGAUUUCAUCGAAAUGCAUGAGGUAUGCCGCUUUGGCUGCAUUAUCAUUUGGUCAGUGGCUGCUAAUGGCUUUUGUAAUGAAAUUUGCAGAACGCACUUCUGACAAUUCACUCGAAAUCCAGGACGAGCUGUUGAGCACUAAGUCUAACUCUAUCAACUGUCUAUCUCUCAAUCAUUGUGUGCUGUUCUUGACCAGAAGUUGCACUGAGAAGAAACCUGUAUGUUUAUCCCGUGAAUGUAUUUGUAUAGUUUAUCAAGUGCUGGAGCUAGGUUGUUCGGACAUCAUUGGUACUAAAAUGAAAUUGAUAACAUACCAGUAAUUUUGAUCAACAUGGCUCUGUAUGAUAGAUUCUUGCUACGAAGACUAUGAACUAAAACUUGUAAAAAAAUAUCCUAAAACUUUUAGAAAUAUGGUCAUGUGGCUGUGUAGAAUAUCCUGAUGUGUUCAAACAAGACUGUAUCUCAGUUCCGUGUUCAAACAAGACUUAAGCUCAGUACUGAGUUCAAACUAGUCUCUCAGUUCCACGUUCAAAUGUCACUGUGUCUUAUUUCCAUAUUCAAACAAGUUUGUAGCUCAAUUCCAUGUUCAAACCAGACCAAGUCUCAGUUCUAGCUCAGUUUCCCGUUCAGGUUUGGUUAAGAGUAAGGGUGGCUUCCUGCGAGAAGCAGAAUAUGAUGAAUUUUGUUUGUUAAUUUCCUGAUGAAUUUUAUGAGGCGGCAUGGAUUUCAGGAUGUAUCAUAUUUGCAGUAUUCCCUGUCAUGUAACAAGUCAUGUCUUGUGCCACUGAAGAGUGAAAGGUUCUCCUCUUGUCAUAUGGUUGAUCAACAAUGGCAUGCAUGAAGCCUCAUCUCACUGAAUAAACCAAUCAGUAGCAUCGAAGGGAAUGUAUAUGUGGGGUUGGUUUAUUUCUGUCACUGGCCGUCAUGAUGCAUGAAAUGACGAACAUAUGCAGUGAUAUGAAUAAAGACCAGCAAAUGCUUUUACUUUUUAAAAAAAUCAUUUACAUUUACACUUGGCAUUUCUAUACAAAAUUCAAGAAAAAGCUUUUGCUGGUCUUUAUUCAUAUCACUUGUGGUCUGUGGCCAGAUUCUUGGGUCAAUUUUGUCUCAUCUCUUUUGCCGCAAAAUUUUGUGGUUGCGGAGCCAACCUACCUCUUACCAACUGGUUUGGUAUGUUAGGAUGUAGGAGGGGGAAUCUUAUUACAGUUGUGUAGAGAAAUUGCUUCAAUGAAAUCUCCUUGUUUUUCUACACAACAUUUGUGCCAAUGGUUUGAGCAGAAGAUGAGAGGAGAAUCUUUCAUUGCUAUCCUGUGUUUUAUAAUCUACAUAAACUGUAUAUCCUUAACCUGUAGAAGAUAGUAGAUUCAUGGUCUUAUAAACUGUACAGAUUUAGAGAUUUCAAUGUCAAAUGUCACUUAUGAAAUUGUUAAGUGUCUGUGUUAAACUUACAUGUUUUCUGAUCAGUGCGUCAGAUGAACGUCAGUCUAUAAUACAGAAGUAGAUUAUUUUUUCAAUUUUUGUAUGUGCAUUAGAUCUACGUUUUGUUCACUGCCAGGUGAUGCAGUGUUAACACUUUGUCCAGAAUACCAGAAAGUAAAGCUUUUUCUAAUUCA
Molecule: messenger RNA, 5414 nt
Organism: Lineus longissimus
Lineage: Eukaryota; Metazoa; Nemertea; Pilidiophora; Heteronemertea; Lineidae
Product: retinoic acid-induced protein 1-like
Exons: 7
Coding region: 506-3088 (860 amino acids)
Biological process (GO): regulation of transcription by RNA polymerase II
Cellular component (GO): nucleus
Source: RefSeq, a predicted model, not a curated record